UCCUGUUUAUUAAUCCUAACAGCUCGAUAUUUCCCCUUCGUUCUCAAAUACCCAUCACUUACUGUUAUUGUUACUACUAUUAUUGAUUGUGCCUUGAGAAAUGUGCAUGUUUUUCCUGUGAUUCUAGAUUUUGGUCCUUACUUAAUCCCUUUGAUUCCUUUUCUUCUGUAGACAUUACUGAAAGAAUGUUUGUUUAGAUCUUGUCCCAAGCAUCCUCUAGCUUGUACUACUGCGGCAAUUUCAUGUCAAACCUGAGAUUCUAACAAGAACCAUGCCAUUUUCGUCCUUCUUUCAUAGGGUCUACUUCAUUUUUCUUUGUUGAUGAUUUGCUAAAUUCAAUCGGUAUCCUUUUCCUUCUUAUGGUUUCUUUCCUCUUUCUCUUACUCCCAACCAUAAUAAAACAUCUGUUAUUUUUCUGAGUAUCAUUCUCAUUCUCAACCUUGACAAAGUCGUUUCCGGCCAGCCAACUUUCCAGUUUAGUAUCACUCUUCUUGUAUAAUUUUUCUCAAUCUUCUUCUUUGAAGAAAAAAAUAAAAAAAUACUGAAAGCAAUGAGGAGACAUUUCAUGAAAAAACAAUCAUUUAUCAUUGUUUUUCUUUUAGUGCUCCUUGUCCUGAAUGUUUCAUGUUUAGGACAACAAACACAGAGUACAGUUGCUCCGAUGGAGAAAACAGAGAAAGAAACUUUGUAUUCUACUAUUCAAGGGUUUGUGGGUAAUUGGUGGAACGGUUCAGACCUUUAUCCAGAUCCUUGUGGUUGGACUCCUAUACAGGGAGUAGAUUGUGAUGUCGUCGACGGUUUAUGGUACGUUACAGGAUUAAGCAUAGGUCCUAUCCACGAUAACUAUCCAAGCUGCACUGAAGAUUCAGAGUUCAGAAGUCAUCUCUUCGAGUUCAAGCACUUGAAAACACUCUCUUUCUACAAUUGUUUCGUCUCUCCUAACAAUCAUGGUAAAUCAAUCUCUUCUCUAAACUGGGGAAAACUUGGUGGAACCUUAGAAUCUUUAGAGUUCAGAGAAAACCCGGGUUUAACAGAGAGAAUACCGCAAGGUUUUGGUGAAAUAAUGCAACUUCAAUCUUUAGUUCUACUUGAAAAUGGAUUAUCAGGUGCAUUACCAAUUAAUCUCGGGAACUUGGUUAGUUUAAGAAGACUCGUUAUUGCUGGUAAUAGAUUUACAGGUGAAAUUCCAGCUAGUUUGAGUUAUUUGAAUAUAGAUUCAGGAACUAAAUUGGAUACGGAUGAAAGUGUAGGCAAGACAUCUGGUUCCGCAGCAGUCCGAUUAAAAGCCUCGGUAUUCUGUUGUACUUUUGAUGGGUCUUUGUGGGAAUUCGGACGUCAGAAGAUGGUGGUAGCUCUUCUCCUCAUGGGCUUCCGCUUCAUCUUAUAAAAAAAAAGAAUUCUUCUUUGAUAGAGAAGUUGCUUACCGUUGUUUUGAGGGUAAUUUUUUUUGUUGCUUAACUAACAUGAAGUGAAAUGGAAAAUUAGUUGUCUAAAUAUGUCCAAGGUUUAGUGUCACUUUUGUGGUUGUAAAGAAAAAUAAAAAGAAUGUUUGUAAGACUCAAAGUUUAAAAACUUGAGGGGGCAUUUGUAGAGACAAAUUAAGAGAGACUUCUUUCCUACUGAGGUCUGCUGAGUCACCUGACGUCGUCAGCUGGAAAAUUCUCAGAUGCAAAGCAGUGUUCAUCCCGCGAAAACAUUCAU
Molecule: messenger RNA, 1701 nt
Organism: Papaver somniferum (opium poppy)
Lineage: Eukaryota; Viridiplantae; Streptophyta; Magnoliopsida; Ranunculales; Papaveraceae
Product: piriformospora indica-insensitive protein 2-like
Exons: 2
Coding region: 551-1387 (278 amino acids)
Molecular function (GO): protein binding
Source: RefSeq, a predicted model, not a curated record